Messenger RNA from Penaeus vannamei (Pacific white shrimp), 3006 nucleotides. NCBI's taxonomy places the organism in Eukaryota, Metazoa, Arthropoda, Malacostraca, Decapoda, Penaeidae. The record is from RefSeq and is a predicted model, not a curated record.
AUGACGUGGCGUGCAGCAAGACGGCGGCCGCCCAGCUCGUCCGGUCGGUCCACACCCCCGCCCAUAUGCUCACACCGCCCACCCGUCAGCAUCGUGGUGGAAGUUGGGGGCACCGUCGUGUUCGACUGCGAGGCGGAGGGAUCGCCGCUCCCCGAGGUGCAGUGGAGCGUCAGUCCCGGGGAGAUGCACGCCAGGUACAUCCGCCUCACGAACGGGUCCCUGCAGCUUAUAGCAGCCCAGAUCGAGGACGAAGGUCACGUGAUCUGCCAAGCCUACAAUGAACUCGGGGAGGACCUCGCCAAAGCUGACCUCAGCGUCAAAGUGUCGGGCAUGUGGGCAUCGUGGGGCCCCUGGACGUCGUGUAGCGUGUCCUGCGGGCCCGGGCAGCAGACGCGGCGCCGGCUGUGCAAUGCCCCCGCCCCACGACACGGCGGCGCCCCCUGCCCCGGUGACGAGGCCCAUACCCGACCCUGCCGACCAGCCGUCCGUCCCGCUCGACGGCAACUGGUCCCCGUGGGAUCCCUGGGCCGAGUGCAGCGUGACGUGUGGUUCCGGCGUAAGAUUGAGGACGAGGUACUGCUCGGCCCCCGCCCCCCUCUAUGGUGGUCGUCCUUGCAUGCGAUGGAAUGCCGUCGAGAGGAGCCCUGUUCUCUGAGGGACUGUCCAGGUCUGCUCCUUCCGCCAUGCCUGCUGGUUCUCGGGUUCUUGGGUUCUUUUGGGGUUCUUUUGGGUUCUUUUGGGGUUCUUGUUUGUGUUUUCAGAUUUGGGUUCAUAGGGGGUGUCCGGAGGGUGGGCGAGUGGACGGCGUGGUCCGACUGCAGCACCACCUGCGGCCAGGGUCUCCGUCAGCGAACACGCCUCUGCGACUCUCCUCCUCCAGCUGCCGGGGGGGCGCACUGCCAGGGGGACGGCCUCGAGGUCACGCCCUGCUCUAAUCCACCCUGUUUGCUGGACGGCAACUGGGGGACGUGGGCGGCGUGGAGCGUGUGCAGCGUGUCUUGCGGCGGGGGCGUGAGGCGGCGGGAGCGGGCGUGCGACGACCCGCCCCCCUCGAACGGCGGACGGUACUGCCCCGGCUCAGACACCCUCGAGGACUACUGCAACCUGGACAUGUGCCCCGUCAAUGGUGGCUGGUCGUCGUGGUCGUCGUGGGGGUCGUGCACGGCGACCUGCGGCGGCGGCCAGAGGCGGCGGUUCCGCACGUGCGACAACCCCGGGCCGUCGCAGGGCGGGCGGGCGUGCACGGGGCCGGACACCGACUCGGAGGCGUGCAACACGGUCAAGUGCCCAGUGAACGGCGCGUGGAGUUCCUGGAGCGAGUGGUCACCUUGCAGCAUGACCUGUGGCCUCGGAAUGCGGGUCAGGUCACGGCUCUGCAACAACCCUUACCCUGGUUUCGGCGGCGCCCCGUGUGUGGGAGAGGAACGUGAGACCUCCAGCUGCGAGGGAGACACGUGCGAAGUCCUCCCCACGCUAGCCAAGGGGACGGUCAUCGGGGAACUCAACGGGGAGGACCUGGGCAUCGUGUCCCUGGUGUCCAACGUCAGCACCCUCGGCAUGCAGCGCACCGUCACCACCAGAGUCAGUCCUCUCAUCCCCAAACAUGCCACCUGGUUGACCCCGCUGCUGGCUGUGGCGUCCCCCGUGUACUGGACGUCGGCCUAUGAGGUCAACGGCGCCGCCAACGGUCAUUCGCUCACCAAGGGCUUCUUCAGGAGGGAGGCUCACGUGGCCUUCGCUACAGGUGAGACCGUGGACAUGACUCACGUGGUCCGGGGAGUGGACGCCAACGGGGCCCUGCUGGUGGACGUCCAGCUGACAGGACACGUGCCUUAUCUACCCCCGGGGUCCCUUAUCACCCUGCAGCCUUAUAAUGAGGACUACGUUCAGACUGGCGGCGGGUCGGUCUUCGCCACCUCGACCCGCACCUUCACCCUGGACGGCUACCACCUCCCCUACGCCUGGAACCAGACUAUUUCCUACGACGCUGAGCUCGGUUUGCAGCCUUACCUCGUGCAGACCCUUCAUGCUGCCGGUCUGGGGUCUGCGUAUAGAACGAGUCAGGCCGAGCUGGACGUGGUCGUGUCAGCCUCCAUCUCUCCGGCGUCGAACAGUGGCACUUGUCCCUCGGGCUUCACCCUCGACUCGUCAGGCCCUUACUGCCGCGACAACGACGAGUGCCUGGCAUCCACGAGCCGCUGUUCCCACGGCUGCACCAACACCGUCGGGAGCUACUCCUGCGACUGCAACUCUGGCUACACGCUGGGUCCUGAUGGAUAUACGUGUCAAGACGUAGACGAGUGUUCAAUGGCCGGAGUCUGUGGGCCGCUUGAGAACUGUGCCAACACCCCUGGUUCUUACACCUGCACGUACAACUGCCGCCCCGGACUCAAGAGGACUGCCUCGGGUACAUCGUGUGAAGACAUAAACGAAUGCACGGAGACGCCCGGAGUGUGUGACCAGACGUGCCUCAACCUCAUCGGGGGAUAUCGGUGCGACUGCAGAAGGGGAUUCAGGCUCGUCGGGCAGAGCCGCUGCGUCGACAUCGACGAGUGUUCGCAGUUCCGAUCGCCGUGUACCCAUGGCUGUGAAAAUACCGUGGGUUCCUUCAGGUGCUCUUGCCCCGAGGGUCACAUGCUCUUGCCCAAUGGUCGCUGCAAAGAUAUCAACGAGUGUGCAACAUAUCAACAUGACUGCCUGGAGGAGCAAGAAUGUAGGAACACAGAAGGGUCUUACAUCUGCAUAACACACUGUCCUAAUGGCCUGACGAACGCAGACAACGGGACGUGUAAAGACAUUGACGAGUGUGCCGAGCAGAUCUCAGGAUGCCACUUCACACAGACCUGCUCAAACACAUGGGGUUCUUACCACUGCACUUGCCCACGGGGAUUCAGCUCCUCAGGACCGGGGCAGCCUUGUUUAGAUGUGAAUGAGUGCCUGGCAACCCCUCCGCCGUGCAAGUACCAGUGCCACAACCUCCGCGGAACUACGAGUGCAUUUGCGGCC